AUGAAUCUUCGUUUCUCAAAUAGCUGCGUCUUGAAUGUGCCCAAUGCAGCUCACAAGCAUCUUUCACUUGUUCUUCCGAACAAAAUCACCACCCAGGUAUGGGAAUGCAGUGCUCUGGAGCGUCCUAUACUCUACAAUGGCUCGACAUACUUUCCUGUUUCCUUUACAAAAGAGGAACUAGCUGAAGCGUACAAAAAGAUCAAUGCAACCAAAGGUUGGACUGUUGAGAACAGAGGCCAGCAGAUGUCGUAUGUUGGCGAGUUUGACAAUGGCCGGUUCAAGGUGCGCAUGGCACUGCAUUGCAAUCCCCACAGACCGGAUCUCAUCACGGCCUAUCCGGUGUCACGAAUCGACCGUCACCUACACACAGACUUCUUACAGUUAGACAAAGAUGAAUGCCUCGUUCACAGAAGCACACACCAAUUCGUUGAAGGAGUAGCGCAGGAUAACGAGAGUCCUUUGGAAGCCUUGAGAGAAAUCGCAGACAGCUUCAUCACGAGAGCACAAUACAAGAAAUCUUUCUCCUGUAAAGGCUGUGUUCUAAAACUAUAUCUGGGUCUAGAUCAUGAUGAUGAUUGUCCAACGAUCAAAACCAAAAGUCAAUGGACCAGUCCUAUCAUAUUGAAAUGGAGAAAUGAACGCUAUUAUGGCAGCUGGUGCUUCAACAAAAUGGAUCAGGGAACACCUUGGUACUUCGUCCUUGUUCCUAACAAGUCCAUGGUAUUGAUUCUCCAAUGCUGCGACUGGGGGCGCCGCGAAGUGCAUUAUUAUAUCCCUUGGGAUGGGACCCAGGCAAGCAGGCUUCAAGAUUUGGCUGGGGUUGCCAAGGUCUACUGUGCCAACCUGGACAAGAAGGUUCGAGUGUUGGAGCGAUUCAGAUUGGGGAUUUGGUUCAGAGGAGCCGAACUUGGUACAAGACAUUGGGCGAAGGAAAACGAAGAGGGUCUAGAGCUCAUUGACUUUGGGAAAGGUCCGGUCGAGGCUUUCUUUAUCCUGCAUCCAGCACGUUUCGUCGGAUACCGGUAUAGACACAGGGGUCCCCGCCGGAUUGGUUGCCACGAGGAUUCGGAUAUGUUUGACGGGGACUUCGUGGUUCCUUACCAUGCUACCCUGGAAGCUUCCAUACGGACUUUGGCCGCAGAGGUGAAAGCGUACGAUCAAAUUCAGACGGGUAUGCAAGCUGCUAUGCAGAAAGUACUCAAUGACGAUCCAGUGGGCAUAAUUGAUUAACGAGGACCAAACAAGCACCUCAGGCAUUUCCAUGCAAUAUUGGAGCAAAUUUGCAGACUGAUUUCCUGGUUCCCGCGCAAAGAAGUUGGUUUUAAUCUGCAUUCAUGGUUCCCCAUGUGUGGUCUCCAUUGGGUGUCCAUCCUUCGGGCCGUUCCUUCUCUACUUUGGCCAGAUAUGCAUCCUCGUUGGUGCCCGAACACCACGUCCCUGUCAAGAGAUCCACAGGCGUAAAUGUC
Molecule: messenger RNA, 1466 nt
Organism: Seminavis robusta
Lineage: Eukaryota; Bacillariophyta; Bacillariophyceae; Naviculales; Naviculaceae
Source: the annotation of a GenBank genome assembly